GCAGAGGGCAAACCGCGCAAACCCACAAACACAUCCACAAGCGCGAACGCCACUGCCAUAUCCGCCACCUGCACACAUCUGCUCUCUCUCCCUUCGCCAAGCCUCAAGAUGGAGCCUGACUUCAAGCGCCCAAAGAUGGCGCAGAUCCCACCAAGCCCCGUCGUGCACAUUCGCUCGCUUCCUCCUCAUACGACGCCCCAGGACAUCCAUGCGGCGCUUGAGCCCUUUGGCGCCAUUGUGAACGUGUCUCUCAUCCCCAACAGAUCUCAGGGUCUUGCCGAGUUCACGGAUGUGCACACGGCGUCCCGCUGCGUCUAUUCGUCGCAGCAAGGAACGCAGCCUGUGUUCGUCAAGGGCCGUCAGGUGUACAUCAACUUCAGCACCAGCCAGAAGGUCCACACACAAGCAGGUGACACUAGCCAGCCGUAUGCCGUUCCGGGCAAGGUGCUGAUGAUGACGGUGAUGAACGCGUCCUACCCCAUCAACGUGGAUGUGAUCUACGCCGUGUGCUCACCACUCGGCCGUGUCCUGCGCAUCGUCAUGAUCCGCAAGAAUGGCGUUCAGUCAGCUCCACCGACAGCGAGGGCGUUGGUUGAGUUUCCUGAUGCCAACACUGCUGCCGCCGUCAUGAGCUCGCUGCAAGGCGCCAACAUCUACCAAGGCUGCUGCACCCUUCGCAUCGAGUACUCAAAGGCUGACCGGGUGAACGUGCGGUACAACUCUGAAGAGACGCGUGAUUUCACCGUGAACCUGCCACCCCCACCCGCUGCGCCUGCACACGGCGGCUACGGCUCGGGCGCACCGCAGCACGGCCACCACCACCACGGCGGUGCUCCAGCACACCAUGCCCCCGACCCGUAUGACCCUUACCGCUCCGGUGGAUACCAGCCCAGGUCUUCUUACCCGCCCCGCGGCGCACAGGCUUCCUGGGGAGGGGAGCGCCGGCCGCGCCCGUGCCCGCCGAGCGUCGUGCUCAUGGUGUACCACAUCAACAAGGGCAGCAUCAGCUGCCAGAAGCUCUUCAACCUCUUCUGCCUCUACGCCAACCCAAUCAAGAUCAAGGUUCUCGUGAGCCGCGACGGUAUGGCAAUGGCCCAGUUUGAGGACCUCGACCAGGCCAAGAGCGUGCUCGAGAUGCUUGAGGGUGUUGAGGUGCAGGGCCAGCGCAUUGAGCUUGGCUACUCCCGCAACCAGGAGCUCACGGAGUCCCCUGCAGAGGUCACCCUUCCCAGCGGCCUUCCGGCCAUGGAGGAUUUCCGGGAUGCGCAGAAGCACCACAUGCGCUUCAAGGACGGCAAGCCCGAGCCUGGCCUGGAGGUGAGCAAGCCCACUGCCACCCUCAAGUUCUACGACGUCCCAGACAACUUUUCUAAGGACGACGUCAACAAGAUUCUUGGUCUCUACGCAGCCCCCUCUCCGAUGGAGGUCACCGUCGAGCGCGAUGAGAGCGGCAAGGUGUACGGGUACCUCAAGUACCACUAUGCCAACCAGGCGACCGACGCCGUGCUGGUGUGCAACAACGUGAAGAUCCCGACUGCUGACGGCGAGCAGAGUGACGCCAUCUUCAAGCUGUCGUUCACCUCCGAGGGCGACGCGUCCUCUGCCCCGGCUGCCGCCAACACCGCCAGCAGCGAGCAGGCUGCCCCCGAGGCCAGUGGCGAUGGCGCCGCCACCACGGACGCGGCUGCUCCUGAAGCAGAUGCGGCGGCAACGACAACCACCGCAGCUGACGGUGAUGAUGGCGCCGACGGUGCCGCUGAGGCAACCGCAUGAAGUGGAGGACGGACAUGAGGCGCGGUGGACUGUACCGGUGGUGCUGGUGGCGAUGGUGUGGAUGAUGCAGGUUAGGUAUCCGUUGCUGGUGUGUUGAGUACGUCCGCUCAAGAAGAUGAGAACAGGCAUCCUCGGCACACUCCACGUCUUUGCGACGCGCCCCUUCUUCGGGUAUGGUGCAUCCAACAACAACAACAACAACAACAACAACAACAACAACAACAACAACAACAACAACAACAACAACAAACGUUGUGCAUUGCUGCAGCACAAGGACAAGCGCACUUCAUAGCUUCAACCACCUUCACCUUCAGCUCCAUCAACCACCACCACCACGUUCAUCCUCCACAAGCAUCCAACCCACCAACCCAACACGCGCCUCGCCACGCACAACCAACACCCCUCUCCCUCUGUUGCCCUACCUGUCGUCUCUUCUCCUGUAGAUGUCGUGUUGUCAUUGCUUGGUGCAUUGUCGACAACUUGCAUCCCACCUUCUUUGUCGUGUGUGUGUGUGUGUGUGUGUGUGUGCUUGAUUCUCGUCUCAUCGUUGACCAUGCACCCCAGACCUUCAUCCAUCCCCAUACAAACAUCCAUCCAUACAUCCAUCCAUACAAGCAACAAACAUACAUUUGAAACCUCCCAAAACAACAGCCACCGCUCUGUUUUGCGCACACUACAUCACAAGCCAGACUACCCCUUUGUCGUGUAUUCCUAGCUGACGGUGUAGUGUAAUGUCCUUUGUCUUGAGACUCGCUCAUCUGUGUCGCACGCACACACACACACACACACGCACACACACACAUGACGCUCCAAUUUCUAAGCAACAGUAUCAAACCACGCAUGCGCACCACACACAAGCGUCGGAACAAAUGCAUUGCAUUGCACUCUUUCCCAACCACAACACCACGUGCAAACAUGAUUGUCAACAAGCACACGAUGCACGCAUGGUAGAGUACUCCCUACUCCCAUCAACCACACCACCAUCAGCAGGUGUGCUGGUUGCCGCUAGCUGCUGGUGGUGCGCGGCUCGCCCUGCGACCGCUGCGUCUUGGCUCGCUUGACAUCAUCGUCAUCCUCAAGCGACAAGGACGACGGUGCUGUGGCAGCCUGCUGCGGCUUCGUUGCGACAAUGGCAAAGUUCCUGGACGACACGGCCGGGUCAAAGAGGGCAACGAUGUCGCAUGCCAUGCCGCGCUCGCACAGGUACAGGGCACGGUCGCACAGGAGCAAGGUCUCCACCACUGUGGCCACAAGCACGCGCAGUGCAUACACGCCGACAACUGCAUUGUGCAGAGGUGAGCAUGCGUUGUACACGUGGCGAAGCAUGUCCUCGUCAGCUUGUAACAGGUCCCAUCGCGGCUGCUGUUGUUGUUGUUCUUGUUGUUCUUGCUGCUCCUGCUCCUGCUGACGGUCCUGCGUCAGUUGCUUGGUUUGCCCCUGCCCUUGUGUGCGCUGGUCAUACUUCCGCUUGAGUCGACGCAUCACCUCUGUUGCGAAACCAAUAAAGUGCUGCACAUCACCA
Salpingoeca rosetta is the source of this 3295-nucleotide messenger RNA. RefSeq lists its product as uncharacterized. Gene Ontology annotation, cellular component: nucleus. The coding region runs from base 109 to 1773 and encodes 554 amino acids. Gene Ontology annotation, biological process: regulation of RNA splicing; mRNA processing. The record is from RefSeq and is a predicted model, not a curated record. Lineage: Eukaryota; Choanoflagellata; Craspedida; Salpingoecidae. The transcript has 15 exons. Gene Ontology annotation, molecular function: mRNA binding.